This is a messenger RNA of Epinephelus fuscoguttatus (brown-marbled grouper), 2024 nucleotides long. Its product is annotated as glycogen synthase kinase binding protein. NCBI's taxonomy places the organism in Eukaryota, Metazoa, Chordata, Actinopteri, Perciformes, Serranidae. Gene Ontology annotation, cellular component: cytoplasm. The record is from RefSeq and is a predicted model, not a curated record.
AAAUCGCGGCAAAUGGCGUUCUAGUUACUUUUAGUGGUGUUAAUUUGUGAAUAUAUUUGUGUUAUAACAACGUGUUAGCCUGGUGAAUCGUAGCGUGAAUCGUCUUUGGUUGUGUGAUUUAUUUUGGUUUUAAAAACACCCCUCCCCGUGACAGAGAACAUGGUACAGUCCACAACACGUCAUCCAUUGUUUACAAAUCAACUCGGGUUGUUGGUUAGUACCGAGCGGCGUGGUGAGAGCGAGGAGCAGCCCGGCGGCUCUCAUUCACACCGACACAAACAGACACACUCUGAAAUAUAAACUCCCAGUACACCGACUCAAUAUCCGCCAUCAUGCCGUGUCGGAAGGAGAACUACAUCUUUCUGGAACAGUCCGUCACCGUCGGCUCCAAAGAAGUGGACGCGCUGGUGACGAAAAUCGGCGAGGCGCUGCAGCUCCACAACAAUAGCGGCGGCCACCAGAAGACUGUGUCCGUGUCCAUGUCCUGCCUGCACGGGCUCACCGGCAGCAGCACCGGCGGGGUCAAACCAGCGGCCAUCAUCAGCGGCAGCGCGGGAGCUCCGGCACAGAAACACGGCUGCUGCAUGCGGCUCCGGAACCGGGGACACCGGGGGAGCAGCAGGGCAAGCCCGUAUAACAUCCCUGGGUCUAACGGCGACCAGGACUGGGACCAAAUCAAACCGUGGAACAAAAAGAGGAUCAACGUGGAGGAGGACGAUCCGCACCGGCUGCUGCAGGAGCUAAUUUUAUCGGGGAACCUGAUUAAAGAGGCCGUGAGGAGGCUUCAGUUCUCCGCCGCAGACUGUGGAGAUUUCCCCAGCGGCGGACAAUGUGCCGUGCUGAUAACGUAACGGACGAACCGGGGACGGGGUGUCCACCGCAGCGUGUGUCCCCCUCUCCUGGACGGACACAAAGACUGUUUAGAAUUAAAUUUCACAGGACUGGUAGCUAUGUUUUCUAAUUUCACCCAUUUUCAUCGAUUUUGUGUGUAACGUUUGUUACGCUAUGUCGGCUAGCAGUUAGCCUAACUUAGCUAGCUCGCUAGCCACCGGCUAAUGAGCCGUGUUGUUUAUGUUUGAAUGUCUCCUUGUGGCUCAGGCGCUCGGGGUGCAGCGGACGUCUGAGCUGCCACUUCAUCAGACUUUACAUUGGUAAGACAGGACGUUUAUGUCGCCCUGUGAAGGCUGAUGUGGUCCUCCCGUGAGGGAAAGUGAUGUUAACCGUCACACGGAGUGUUAUUGUGUGUAACUCUGUGAAGAUGGAGUCCUGAACAAUGGAUGUUCCUCUCCUGGCUGAUGAAAGCUUGAGUCACAGUGAACAGAGGCAGGAAGUCGUAGUUUAUUCAUGUUUUAUUUACCACUGCAUCCCGGAAUUUGUUCAUGUGCUCUGGCUUGAUGGGUGGGGGUUGCUCAUGGUUAGCUCUUCCCUGCUGUGACAGACCAUUAUAACGGCAGUGGGUGCUUAAGGGACUGUUUUGUACUUACCGGGGGAUGUUUUUUUUUUUUGGUUUUUACGUCCCUCCCAGAAGCCUUAAAUGUUAUGUUUUGAGCCUCCUUGAGUGACAGAACAACCACUGAGAGAUAUAAAAUGACAAAAAAAGGCACAACAUUACAUCCAAGAGGCACAAAAUGGCUACAAAGAGGUGCAAAGCUAUGGCACAACAUGACGCCAAACAACUGUCAAAGCAUGUUUGUCCCGCUCCUUUGUAGGACAGGUGAAGGGGCCUUUUGCAUAUCUCACCCAGGGGCCCACGAUCUGCUUAUACGCCCCUGCUGGUAAGUUCCUGCAAAUGGUUUCUGAUGGUGACUUUGAUGAGAUAUUACUAUUUAAAGCACAGAUUUGGUUGUCAUUUUUCUGAUGGAAGAGUUUGUUACACAAGAUGUGUUCAGAGACUAUCAGAAAUUUAAAAUUCCAAUGAUAAUUUCUGUUUUCACAGCUUCUGGUAAUGAUAAAUGGUGUAAUCUUGGAGAUUUGUUAAAGAACACCUGCCUUCCAGAGGCCUGCUUUCUAUAAAAAAAACAAAA